AUGUCUGGGUCGUUUUGGAAGUUCGGCCAGGACUACUCCAUGGAGUCCAACGUGUCACAACUGCUGAAUAGAGCGUUCGUCAAGAAACCACCACAGCAGGGUGACGGUGAAGAAAGUGUUUCACCGAAAUCGGAGGAGGAGGUCGAUGACUACGAGCCAAACCUGGAUAUACUGGACGAUCUCGUCGACGACGAGGAGCUCUACACGGAGCUCAUGUGCUCCAAUUUCAAACUGAUCGUGUACUUCAAGUACCCGGCAGUCCUCGAUAAACUCAUCGACUACGUCACAAACGAGAAGUUCCUGAGGGAUUCCCGUGGCGUCGGAAACCUGGUGGAGCCGUCGGAGAACAGCAGCGUCACAGAUCUUAACCAGGAGGUCAUCGUCCUCUCGGAGGAUGAACAGAGGGAUAACUUGCAAUCACUCGAGGAGGAGAGGGAGAGGGAUAACUCGGAUGCAGGGUCAGACGUCUCAGAGGAGACAAGCGUCACUCUGCCCCCGGAGUCAGAGGAGCAAGUAGAGUCCAGGAGGGCGCGGAUGGCCGCGGAGGUCCUCUCAGCGGACGUCUGGCAGAUCUCAACGGCAAUUAUAGACAACCACGCCUUGCUAGACAAGAUCUGGGCCAUGAUCAAUAACCUGGACUCCGAGAUCUCAGUCGUCGUCUCGACCUACUUUAUGAAGAUCAACGAGAGAUUACUCGACACAAAUAUAAAUAAAAUGAUCGCUUUCAUCCUGGAGAAGGGGAACCUCGUAGAUGAGUUCCUCAAACAUAUCGAUAACCCGUCGCUAAUGGAUUUCCUACUGAAAGUGAUCUCGACAGAUAAAGCGGACUCCCCGACAGGGGUGAUCUCUCACCUGAGGGAUCAGGACUUCAUCGGGAAACUACUAGACCUAUUGGAUUCAGAUAAACACGACGACUCGAUACAGUCCGCGGCCGCAGAUUUCAUCAAGGCGUUUGUCACUCUCAGUGCCAAUUCAAACAACGAAAUCUCAAUGGGCAUCGGCCCGAACGAACUCACGAGACAGCUCGUCUCAGAGCAAAUGAUAACACGACUGAUCACAACGAUGCUGAAGGGCGGCACCUCGCUCAGCAACGGUGUCGGCAUCAUCAUCGAGCUGAUCCGCAAGAAUAACUCCGAUUACGAUUUCAUACAGGUGCUGUACACCACUUUGGAGACGCAUCCACCAUGUGACAGAGACCCAAUACAUCUGACGUACCUGAUCAAGAUCUUUGCACAGUACAUGCCGCAAUUCGCAAAAUUGUUGGAGUCCCUAAAGAGGACGGGCAUGUUGACACCGUUUGGGUCCAUCGAACCAUUGGGGUUCGAGAGAUUCAAGAUUUGUGAGUUAGUCGCAGAACUGUUACAUUGCUCUAACAUGACGCUCUUAAAUGAAUCGAACGGUGAAGCCUCCACAAGGCAGAGAGACCUCGUGCGGUUACAAACGUUGUACCCUGAUGAAUACCCAGAGGAGAAAAUUAGUGAAGAACUCGCUAACUUGUCCUUGAAGGACACUACUAAAAGCGAUUCUCAGAAAUUGGGAGCCGAUGCGGGGCGCAAUACUGGCGAACAGAGCUCAGAGGAUUACGAACAAUCGUUGGAGAUAUACCCAAACGAUGUCAUUAGCAAUUCUGAAGAGUUGGAAGCUAAACUACGCGAGUCCAAUAUCCCCGGCGACAACUUAAAGAUUUCACUCCUGGAUACAGGGAUACUCAGAUACAUCAUUGGUAUGUUUUUCAAGUUUGAGUGGAACAAUUUCCUCCAUAACGUUGUCUUCGAUAUCGUGCAGCAAAUCUUCAAUGGACCCUUGAAGUCCGGGUAUAACAGAUUCCUACUGUCGGAUCUGUUGAGUAACGCGAGACUGACGGAUAAAAUCAUCGAGGGUGACUUGAAAUGUAUUGAGUACGAAAAGGAGGAGGGGACCCGUUUGGGCUACAUGGGCCAUCUGACGUUGAUUGCGGAGGAAGUCGCGAAAUUUGUAGAGUACAUCGAUGAAAUGAAGGUCACAUUCUCUGAUUUCGGUAUACUAGACGUACUGACCGAGGAAAAAUGGCAGGAAUUCAUGGAUACGACGCUGGCGGAGACAAGGGAAAAGUAUAACACUGUUCUUGGCGAUUUCGUCAUUGAAGAGGAUGAGGAGGAAAAGGGCAUGCGUGAGGAGGCCAGCGAGCAAGGAAUGCCCCCCGCGGACGGGGAUAUGAACCCGCAAGACGAGGACUUUGACUACUAUCAAGAAAACAUCGAUGGAACCCACAACCAGUACGAUUACAUUGAAAACGAAAAUGAUGAGCACAACCAGGAUACGGAUGACUACUACGAGUAUGAAGAUGCCUCCGGACACAAGACUGUUCUAGACCUAAGUAACAAAGAACAUGAACAGGAAGAUGGCGAGGAGAAUGGCACGGAGAAUGGCGGCGAAAACAAUGAAUACCACGAUUCUGUAGAGGACCCACCGGCUCUGUCUUCUCCGAAACCUUCUCGACCAUACAUCGACAACAUGUAUCGUCAAAACGGUAAUACGCAUAGCGAUGACGACGAGGAUGACUACGUCGAUCCCAACGACGAUGGCCAAUCGUACGCAAAGCCAGAUCACCCGCUGUACAAUGAUUUAAUUCUGCCAACUUCCACGAAACUGCAUGUAAAUUCCGGGACGGACAGUGAUACGGAGAAAAAUGAUGGGACGGACGAUGCAUCGGACGAUGAUUCCGACGGAUCCGACGACGAAAUCGGGUAUUCGCUGUGCAGAUCCGCAACGAUAGAAAACACAGACUUUUCAUCAAACAACAUUUAA
Molecule: messenger RNA, 2787 nt
Organism: Huiozyma naganishii CBS 8797
Lineage: Eukaryota; Fungi; Ascomycota; Saccharomycetes; Saccharomycetales; Saccharomycetaceae
Gene: SAP190
Product: Sap190p
Exons: 1
Coding region: 1-2787 (928 amino acids)
Cellular component (GO): cytosol; nucleus
Molecular function (GO): protein phosphatase binding; protein phosphatase regulator activity
Source: RefSeq, a predicted model, not a curated record